GGUUAGUUGGGUGGUGGCAGUGGUGCGCGUGGAAUCCAUUCCACAACGUACAGCAAAGGCAAAGCCAGAGGUUCCGUCUCCUCCUCCAUCAUCAACACGCCUAAGCAAAGGCUCCGGCUCCCGAUGCUUUCUCCCAUCUGUAAAUCUGUAAUCAACUCUGUUUGUUGAAGCAACCGAUUGUUCCAGUCCAGAACAUGUUUACUCGGAUUUUCGGCAAACCGAAGCAGGAGACCAAUGCUGUCGCCACCUUAGACAAGUUAAAUGAGACGCUUGAAAUGCUUGAGAAAAAGGAGAACGUACUCCAGAAGAAAGCUGCUGCAGAAGUUGAAAAGGCCAAGGAAUUCACCAGAGCAAAGAAUAAGAAGGCGGCUAUACAAUGUUUGAAGAGGAAGAGACUGUAUGAGCAACAAAUUGAGCAGCUUGGAAAUUUCCAGUUAAGAAUCCAUGAUCAGAUGAUAAUGUUAGAAGGUGCAAAAGCUACAACAGAGACUGUGGACGCAUUGAGAACUGGAGCAGCAGCUAUGAAAGCCAUGCAGAAAGCAACGAACAUUGAUGAUGUGGACAAGACGAUGGAUGAAAUAAACGAGCAGACGGAGAACAUGAAACUGAUACAGGAAGCCUUGGCUACCCCAAUUGGUGCAGCAGCCGAUUUCGAUGAGGAUGAGUUGGAAGCAGAGCUUGAAGAAUUGGAAGGUGCUGAAUUGGAGGAACAGCUUCUCCAGCCUGCAACAACAGCACCAGUUCAAGUACCCGCCGGCAGGCAACCUGCUCGGCCGGUGCCCCAAAAGCGGACCGCCGAGGAAGAUGAACUCGCGGCAUUGCAGGCAGAAAUGGCACUUUGAGCACAUUCUUUCCUACUCUUUCCCCCUAUAAUCUGAUCAAACAUGGUGCCAGUGCGGCAUCUGGUGUUGAUAACUUGAUGUAGCAAUGCAGUCAGUUGAUUGAUCAAGUAGCCGUAACAACAGUGUUUGGAAAUUGGGAAUCUCUCCACCUUGAGAGUUGACUGUAAACUCGGAUUAUAUCGUGUAUAAUAUGAGGCCAUUUCCAUGAAAUUUGCUUCGGUCGGGACAA
Messenger RNA from Diospyros lotus (date-plum), 1071 nucleotides. RefSeq names its product vacuolar protein sorting-associated protein 32 homolog 2. Gene Ontology annotation, cellular component: cytoplasmic side of plasma membrane; ESCRT III complex; multivesicular body. The record is from RefSeq and is a predicted model, not a curated record. Gene Ontology annotation, biological process: vesicle budding from membrane; late endosome to vacuole transport via multivesicular body sorting pathway. The transcript is spliced from 7 exons. Bases 195 to 842 code for a protein of 215 amino acids. Lineage: Eukaryota; Viridiplantae; Streptophyta; Magnoliopsida; Ericales; Ebenaceae.